CGGCCUUCUCUCUCCGCUGUCUCUCCCGCGGUCUCCAUGUUGCUCUUCGCCUGGGCGUGGCACGCGCCGCACGCCGUCCUGCCAGGCCGUACGCCCUCUCGUGCGGCGCCGCAGCCGUCGCUACCUCUCCGGCCGGCGCUGCAGCCUCGCGCUGCGACCGCCUCGUGCAGCGUCGCUGAGCCACCCGAGGCGGAGCUGCCGUCGGCGGCGACGACCGAGGCGCUGCCGCCGCUGUUUGCGCAGAUCGAAAAGUCGCUGGAGGCGCUGACCGGCAACCCGCAGCUCCUGCUCGAGGCCGUCGUCGGCCUGAACCUACCCGGGGGCGUCGCGACGUACGACCGCGAUCGAGUGGUCGGAUACUUUCAGCGGCGGCCGACGCUGAUGGUCUCGCGGGCGUACGAGUUCCUGCGCGCCUUUCAGCGAGUGCGCUCUGCGUGGGAGGCGACCGACGGCAGCGUCGACCGCGGCGUCGUGCUGCGCAGCGAGCUCUCCGCCCUGGGGCCAGUCGCCGUCAAGGUCGGGCAGACGCUGAGCCAGCGGCCCGACAUUUUGCCGGAGGACGUGUGCGAGGCGCUCAAGGGGCUGCAGACGUCGAACGAGCCCUUCCCGAACGAGGAGGCCUACCGCGUCAUCGCCGAGGACUUUGGGGCAAAGGGCCCGCUCGCGCCGGGCCUGCCCUCCCCGCUGCAGCGUCACGAGGGCUUUGACCCCGACGCGCCGCCGCUGUUUGCCAAGCUCACUGCCGACUGCAUCGCCUCGGCGUCGCUCGGCCAGGUCUACCGCGGGACGAUGCACGACGGUCGCGAGAUCGCCGUCAAGGUUCAGCGCCCGGGCGCGCUGCGCCAGUGCCUGCUCGACGGCUCCGUCAUCAUCGUGGCGCUGAAGGCCAUCCAAGGCCGGUACUGGAACGGCGACCUGCUCGCCAUCUUCGACUCAAUUACACUAACUAACACUAAUGGAAUCGUGCAGGAGCUCGACUUUCGGAACGAGGCGCGCAACGCGGCGGCCUUCAAGCGCUCCCUCUCCUUCCUUGGUUAUGUGCCGGUGACACUCCCCGAGCUGACGACUCGCCGCGCGAUGGCGAUGGAGUGGGUGCACGGCCGCCACCUCUCCGACCUAGCGCCGGAGGAGGCGAUGCGGAUGACUUUCAUGAGCUGCGAGGCGGUGACGGCGGGGCUGGUGCUGACCGGCAUCGUCCACGCCGACCCGCACGAAGGCAACAUCAUGCUAGCCGACGACGGGCGGCUCGUCUUCCUCGACUUUGGGCUGAUGAGCGGCGUCGAGGAGGGCAUCAUGGAGGCGUUUGCGAGCGGGAUCCAGUGCGUGCUCUCCAAGGACUACGUCGGCCUCGUCCGCGCCUUUGUCGACACGGGCUUCAUCGGCACGCCGAUCGAGUGGCGCGCCAAGGAGAGCGACCCGUGGCAGACGACGCACCCGGCAGG
Emiliania huxleyi CCMP1516 is the source of this 1442-nucleotide messenger RNA. RefSeq lists its product as hypothetical. Gene Ontology annotation, biological process: protein phosphorylation. The annotation marks the transcript as partial. Lineage: Eukaryota; Haptophyta; Isochrysidales; Noelaerhabdaceae. Gene Ontology annotation, molecular function: ATP binding; protein kinase activity. The transcript has 5 exons. The record is from RefSeq and is a predicted model, not a curated record.